This is a messenger RNA of Notolabrus celidotus (New Zealand spotty), 7122 nucleotides long. RefSeq names its product F-box protein 30a (gene fbxo30a). The transcript is spliced from 3 exons. NCBI's taxonomy places the organism in Eukaryota, Metazoa, Chordata, Actinopteri, Labriformes, Labridae. Gene Ontology annotation, molecular function: protein binding; zinc ion binding; ubiquitin protein ligase activity. Bases 296 to 2509 code for a protein of 737 amino acids. The record is from RefSeq and is a predicted model, not a curated record.
ACGUGAUGACGUUGUGCUGCGGCGUGCCGCUCCAGGAUCAACACAAGCCGACCGCCUCAGAGGAGAAGGACUAACAACCGAGGAACCAGCUACAACCAGAACACAUCACUGGGAUAUUUACUGCACUGUGAAAUGCGUAUGUCACUGUAGUUUCCAUAUUGCUGAUUUCACCGGAGAUGAUUCAAGAGAAGAAGCUCUGAUAAAAACCCAUCUGAAGAACCCCUUUACUCGGGGUUGACCUCAUCACUCCAUUUCCCUAACAAAGCCAGUCGGGAGGAAGGAACUUCACCGAAAAAUGGAGAAUCUGCACUCCCACUGCCUUAAAUGCAUCAACAGAAGAUGCAUGGCCAGAACAGAGGCAGGAGUUUGCUGCGACCUUAUCGGAUGUCCCCUUGUCUGCGGUGCAGUUUUUCACUCUUGCAAACUAGAGGAACACCGUCUGCUGUGUCCGUAUGAACGUCUGCCAUGCCUUAACAGCGUGUUUGGCUGCCCUUUCACCAUCACAAGGAUCAAGAUGGCACAACACCUUGAGACUUGCCCAGCCAGUAUAGUAUGCUGUACUAUGGAGUGGAAUCGUUGGCCUGUGAGCUACUCUGACCGCAAGUCCUACGAAAACUUGAGCAAAGACUUUGAUGAAGUGGAGCAGCUAGAUAUGGCUUUGGCCCUGCAGGAUCAGAGGAUGUUGUUAGAGUCUCUCAAAGUUACGACUACUGUGUCAAAGAAUGGAGACAAGGAAGCAGAUGAAAGUAACAAGAUGGCCACAGCAUCAAGUCUACCAGAGACAGUGUUAGGUAACGGAACUGUGGAAAUGGAAGAUGAGCCCUAUAACGAGCUGUACAGAGCCUCAGUGGAGACGAGCAGGAGUUUAGCAGCAGCCUUGGACAUCCUCACUAACUCCAAGGAUAUCGGUGUGAUAGUUGGAAAUUUAAACGGGGAAAAGACUGAUAAGAAAGGAGCCCUCCACAACGGGGAAAACGGUGAUAGUCAUAAUGUUUAUGUGGCCGAGGGUGGUAAGAAUGUAGAUAUGCAGGAGAGUGACUCUGAUUCAGAGUGUGAACUGGGAGCAGUCGGUGGAGUGGAUUGUGCCGUGGGGACAAACGGUGAAGAUGGAGUCGGAUGGGUGGAAGAAAAUGAUUUUGUGGAGUUGUUUUUUGAAGAGAAAGAAGAGAGCAUUGAGGAGCCAAUAAAUGAUUCCAACCUCGUCUGGCCAGAGAUGCCUCAGGAUUACGUGCCUGUCAUUGCACUGGAACCUCCCGUGCCUCAGGAAGCACCACUUUCAGCUCCAAUGCCAUUCCUGCUGUCUGAUCACGUGAGAAACAACUUCUUACAACACUUACCUUCUGAACUCAGGUACAGAUGUUUGGAGCGUAAACUACAGAACGUAGAGGUGCUCAGAGGAAUAAGUAUGUUUACAUUUAAUGGUCGUCGGGCGCUGCUGUCAGACCCUUACCUGUUUCGAGCAAAGAUGGAGGACAAGGCAGUGGACACAUCUGACCUGGAGGUAGCAGAUGACCCAAUGGGCCUCCAUGGUAUUGAUCUUAUCACUGCAGCCCUGCUCUUUUGCCUUGGGGACUCCCCAGGAGGCAGAGGAAUCUCAGACAGCAGGUUCGUCGACGGCUACCACAUUGAUUUUGGUACUCAGACAUUCUCCUUCCCUUCAGCCAUUCUCGCAACCAACACCAUGGUGGGAGAUAUCGCCUCAGCCUCGGCCUGCGAUCACGCCAGCCCACAGCUUUCCAACCCAAGCCCCUUCCACACGCUCAGGCUGGACCUGGUGCUAGAAUGUGUGGCGAGAUACCAAACAAAGCAGCGCUCCAUGUUCACAUUUGUGUGCGGGCAGCUGUUCCGACGCGACGAGUUCUCGUCACAUUUCAAAAAUGUUCACGGGGAUAUUCACGCUGGACUCAACGGCUGGAUGGAGCAGCGCUGCCCUCUGGCCUACUACGGCUGCACCUAUUCCCAAAGAAGAUUCUGCCCCUCUGUGCAGGGCUUCAGGAUCAUCCACGACAGGCACCUCGGCUCGUUUGGGGUUCAGCCCGGUUUACCCUUCAAAUCUGGGAACAACAUCCCAAGACACACCCGCUACUACCAGUCUCAGUGUGACCAAUUCAGCAGUCUUCCAUUCGAGGUGUUGCAACAUGUAGCAUGCUUCCUGGACAGCUUUAGCUUGUGCCAACUGUCCAGAGUGUCCCGCACCAUGAGGGACGUGUGUGCUAGCCUGCUUCAGAUGCGCGGCAUGGUCGUCCUGCUUUGGGAUAAGAAACGUCGAGCUGACGGGUCUACUUCAUGGCAGAUCACAGACAAGGUGUGGAGAUUCAGCACAGCGUUCGGUACAGUAAACGAGUGGAAGUUUGCAAACAUCGCCAGCAUGGCCGACCACCUCAAGAAGUGCAAGUUCAACACGAUUGCUCGUCGGGAAGAAGCAAUCCCACUGCCGUGCAUGUGUUUCACCAGAGAGCUCACAAAAGAGGGGAGGUGUUUACGCUCAGUUCUCAAACCAGUAGCAUAAGAGAGCGUUAAAGUUGAAACCAUCCUGUGGACAAUUCGAAGACCACUAGAACUCAAAAAAAACUGUGUUUUCCUCUCCAGUGUUUACAGACUUUGGUCUCUUCCAUCUUCAAAGAGACAGAGAACUCCUGAUUUAACAGUUUCCACCAUUGGUUAUUAUUUGCCUCACCUUCAAUAUGAUCUUCACUCCCAUAAAAAGCAGCCAGUAGUGGGACAGUUUAUUCUUCCAAGGAGGCUGGUGUGCUGUGAUCACAGAUCCGGACUGAAAACAAGAGAAAUGAAUUAGUAGCCUUGUAUCUUCCACUCUGAUGGACUUAUUAAUACCAGUGGACUGACGUUGUACUGAUCUACUCUGACUUUAUGUAAAUAAUCAGAUGUUUUGAUGUAGAAUUUUUUAUUUUUAUAUCAAAAAGACAGUACUGUGCAACAAAGGAGGUAAGAGUAGAGCCUUAACUUAUGAAACACUUGAUUUUCUAGUCAUGAGGUUGUUCAGAGCAUCUCAGUGAGAUUACUGUGCUGCUUCAGGCUGGAACAGUUUACUGGUAUCUUGUUUUAUAUCACGUCCGGAUACCAAGAGUGACCAUGCGUGCUCUGCUUUGAGCUCAUAAACUUUACAGCUUUGAUGCUACAUUUUAAGACUGACCAAACAUCUGUGGUAGCUGUGCACAACGUAUGCCAUUUAUCAGGAUGGUCAUACAGUAUUCACUGUGGGUGUUGAUUGGUGUUCACCAGCAUUAGCAUGUCACCAUCAUCAUGUUUGGUGUCAGACUGUAGUGUGUUUUGUGGUUUGUAAAAAAUCACAUUUGUAUCAAAGAUGGUCCUUCCUCUUGAUAGAAGGGCCGGCAUGUUAGCCAAGUGAAAGAGAAGUAACACUAAUCACCAGCCAAAGGGCAAAACAUUUUUAAACUGUGGUUUGUCUGAUCUACCAGCUAUUUUUACAAAUAACCAGCAGUUUGAAGGUUGUUGUUGACUAAAAUGUAGCAAGUAAUAUGAUGAAUGUACUGUAGCAAAUAAGAACCAUCUGUGAUCCUGGGUUGGGAGCAGAACGUUUGGCUUCCUUAAAGCUGGGGUUGGUAAUCAGAUUUAGAUCCACUUUUUGUUAUACUGGUUAAAAUUAUCUUUAUGUCCCGAUGGCAAUCAAUACAUAAUGUGUUCUUAAAAAAGAGGUAAAAAAAAAAGCUGCUAUCUACAGCCGGAGUAAACCUGGGAAAACACCUUUAGGAUCCAAAUUAUGAAACCAAUCAAAUCCCGUCCUGCCGUUCUGCCCGCCUACUGCGCGUACGUUUUCCUGGCGUGAUCUCCCUGUCCCCUGUCUCUGUUUCCCCUGCCUCUAUGUACUGCCCCUCUCGCUCAACCUCGAGCCUGUCCCCUCUGACCUGAUGAGGUGCUUUGCUCAGAAAUGUAGUCCGGAUCAGAGUCUAAAAAGCUCUCACCACGGGGGCUCUGACAAGCAAAAAAUGAAUGACAUUUAGUAAGUCCUACAGAAAAUUUAGACCUGAUAUCGUGUCACCGGUACAACUGGAUAAUGUUAGCAUGACAGUUGUGAGUACUAACAAUAGCCAUGUUUGUUUGUGUUUUUAACUUUCACUAUGAGAAUGUUUUGGUGUUUUCUUAUAACUGAGUGAGACAUGAGUUGACGUAGUGCAAAACACAAACCAUGUGCUGAGGACCGGUUUGGAAUCAGUCACCAUCAUAUGGUCGCGAAGCAGCAGCGCUCGUGCAUGUGAGCGUGGGGCGUCGUUUUGGAGGACCUCCGAGGGGGGGUUAGACGGAGUCCCGAAGACAUGCUACAUUCAAAUUCAUGCUAGUUGUCCGUGACUACCAACCCUAGCUUUAACAGUAGUUUUGAUACUGACAGCAAGUAUCUGUGCUUCAGAUACUGCCUCAAAUCUGGUAUGAGCAGCUGCCAGUCAAUGCUCCCAUCUUUACAAUGAUUCAGUGAUGGACUACUUCAGUUAUUGUGCAGAAAAGAUUUCAGUUAAUGUAUGGUGAAGAGAGCAAACGAGAAUAGUCGUUUUAGAGUUGAACUUCAGUCAGAGGUUGCAAAAUGUCAUCAAAAGGUGUUUUGAGUUUUAAGGCUUUAUUUUUGGGAAUAAAGUUAAGAAUUAAAAUCACCAAAAACAAACAAAGCUAGCAGUUACAUGUGAAAACAUGGGUUUCUCUACACCAUAGACUGUACAAAUAAUGGACAUAGUAUCCGUGACUUCACCCAUCUGUUCCUGAGCUCUGUUUUGAAACCAAUCGACGACGGCAGCCAUAUUGGAAAUGCGGAACUCAACCAGGCAUAGUGUGACAUAAAGAGGCGGAGUUUGAGCCUCUUAGCCAACAGCUAUGGCUGUUUCCGAAAUGGCCUGCUACAUACUACUUACUAAUGUAGUAGGCAGUAGGUAUUGCCUACUACAUACUGCGUUUGAAUUUAGUAUGUAGUAUGACUGUUCUGUCCGAUCUGUCAUGCAGCAUGCUGAGCCAGACUUCACUGGAUUUCCGGUUUCGGAAGGCGGAAGUAAACAACGGCGAAGCCGAUAAAUAAAAUGCUUAUUUAGCAUCCAUUUAUGAUUUAAAAAGUUAGGAAGUGGUUUAUAUGUAAUUUGAUAACGUUCACAGCACCCAAAAACAGAUUUCCUCCUGUCAAAAAAUGAGGAAAAAGAAAAAGCAGAACGAGCGCUAUGCAUUAUGGGAAACAGUACGCGAGGAAGACUGGUCCGAUGCACACUGAGAUAUUUUCCCGUAUCAGUAGACAUCCGGGGAGUUUUGGCUUACUGCAGAUUUUGCUCUUGUUCACAUACUACUUACUACAUACUGAAUUUUGGACAUAUCAGUACGUACUGCUAGUAUAGUAGGAGAUUUCAGAAACAGCCUAUGUGUUCCCGACCGGGAGUCACGUCAGUCAUGUCCUUAUUUGGGCAAAAACUCAUAAUCUUAAUAUCUUCUGAACCGUCACGUUAGAAAAAAAUUCACCCCCGUACAGUGUGUGCCGAUAGAGAGAUUAGCUACGUAGAGCCAAGCCGUUUUCUGAACCAGGCUGUAAACAUGUUUAUUAAUGCUGUAAAGAUCGUCUUCUUAGAAGAAAAUUCUCAGUGAAUUGCAGUUUAAAACACUUCUGCAUUGGCUUCAUAGUUUGAGACCGGAGGUUGCCGCUUGCUCUACACACAAGACGGGUCGUGACUAGAGCUGCUGCUAGCUAUUCCUCCAAUAUACAACAAGCAUGGUUAUUGUGGUUAGUAGCAAAUAAUCUUUACUUUAUUGCACAGUUAUAGACGGGUACAAUACAUCCAUCAAUACUCACGUCGUGGUCGCAGAAUCAGAGAGGAAAGAAGUGUCAAAGCUGCUCUAGUUUCUCUCCCUCAGUGUCAGACCUCAUGAAACCCUGCAGGCCAGGUGUAAAGAAAAACGCAACAGGCAUACUUUCCCUCCAAAAAUGAACACUAAUGAUGUUUCUGAUCAUUAUUUAUCAUGUGUAUGGUUUUGACACUACACGUCCACUGUGUUCAAAUGUUGGCAUCUCAGGGUUGUAGCAUGAAGCUUUGUCUCGCAGUAGAUGUGUGUGUAGUUGACAGAAUUGCUGAGAACAACACAACUAGUCAGCUCCUUGAUAAUUGUGGGGUCUUAGAGUUGGCUGGUGUACCAUUCAGUAUUAUAAUGAUGUAACUGUGUGUGUUGCAGUGCUUGGACUAACAAAUUACAGGUUUUCAUGUUUGUCCUCCGUCAGGGUCAAGCUAACAGGCCGUUAGGAGAAAUGCUGUUUGAUUGUUCUCUGGAGUGAUGUUUGGUUUAAGAGAUAACGUCUAAUAACACGGGACACAUUUUGAUCCCUUGUGUGAGAAAUAAAGCUUCAGAUGUUUUGCAUUGUUUAAAAGAAAUAGGUUGGAAAUGUCGCAGAAAAAUAACUGGUAAGAAAAAAAAAAGGAAGUCCCUCGUAGAAGUUGUGUUUUUAUUGUUUUUAUACUUUUGAAGUUUGAUGUUGAGCCCAAAUGAUGUUGAAACUAAGCUGUGUUUUUACUCUGAAGAAGUCCCCAGUGUUUGUUUUGUUUUCUUAUUUUUUUACUGGUACUUUCAUUUGAAAAGAAAAAGAAUCAGCCUCUGUUUUAUUAGGAUUUGUCUUUGAAUUAUUGAUUUGCACAAGAGAGCAUGUACUGUAAACUUUAAAUCAUCAUGCUGAGGGCUUUUUCUUUGCUCCAGCAGCGGAGGAUUUGCCUCCCUCUUGUUUUGCAUGUGAGUUUGAUGAGUAUCAGUCUGUCCUUUUGCAGGUUUAAAAAAAUGUAUUCCUCAGGCACAGUGCAGCACAUUGUCAUAUUUACUCUGACAUUUAAAAUGAAUUGAAAUUCAGCAAAAUCUGAGCACACACCCUCAUUAUUCAGGUGUUAUGGAAGAUUUAAGUGAAUGGCCUGAGUAUGACCAGUCUUUGUCUCUUGGGGUUCCUCCUGCAUUGAGACAAAUGUCUGCAGCACACCUUUUUUUUAAAUAAAGCAGUCUUUUGAGGCACUUGGAGUGCAGCAACACUUUGAUCAGCAUUUUACGUUUUUUCACUCCUGCUUAAGUGUAUUUUCACCACAAUAUGCCGGCUUCAUUUGUUUGACUUUUGAAGCAUUUUAAUAAAGAGGCUUUGUUUGUAAA